GAAUCAAAUGAUCAACCAUUGGUCAUUUCACCUUUCUAUGUAGUAUAUAACCAUAUAUCUUAUCCAAUAUAUCUAAUCCUGAUACAAUACACUACAGAGUGCAAAAUAUUAUAUCAAUACCCAAAAAGUAAUAUUGAGUUAGGCCACUUAUUUGGUAUCUGUUAAAACUUCAGUGUAGAAAAAGUGUGAUGAGUUUAACAUUUUCUCUGGAAGCAAAGCCUUUCAUCAUAAAUAGUAAAAGGAAACCAUGUUGUAGAAGAUAUGAUGUUAUAAGAUCAGAAUUAACCAUGGCUCCAAAACAUAGAAAAAUGACUAUGUUUCCUCAGUUGUCAAAACAAGGAGUUUCUAUUGCUGAUUUACAUGUUCAAGAAGUUGUUGACAAACAGUCUCAGACAGUCAAUUUUGACACACUUUGUCCUAGUUUCAAGCCGCGGUUCGAGCCUAGUUUUCUCAAUGACGCCUAUGAAAUGUGUAGAAAUAUAUGCGCGGAGUAUGCCAAAACAUUCUAUCUAGGAACUUUGCUUAUGACUGAAGAAAGACAAAAGGCAAUAUGGGCUAUCUAUGUUUGGUGCAGGAGGACAGAUGAGCUUGUUGAUGGUCCUAAUGCUGACUAUAUGAGCUCUGCUGUUCUUGACAGAUGGGAAGAUAGAUUAGAUGACAUUUUCAAUGGACAUCCAUAUGAUAUGCUUGAUGCUACUCUUACUGAUACAAUCUCCAAAUUUCCCUUGGAUAUUAAGCCUUUUAGGGACAUGAUAGAAGGUAUGAGAAUGGAUACAAGGAAAUCGCGAUACAAAAAUUUCGAAGAACUAUAUCUAUAUUGCUAUUAUGUGGCUGGAACUGUUGGGUUGAUGAGUGUUCCAAUAAUGGGAAUAGCCCCUGAGUCUCUAAUCCCUGCUCAAAAUGUAUAUCAAUCAGCAUUAUAUCUUGGCAUUGGAAAUCAACUCACAAAUAUUCUUAGAGAUGUAGGGGAGGAUGCAUUAAGAGGUAGAGUGUACCUUCCAGAAGAUGAACUUGGUGAGUUUGGUUUAUGUGACAAAGAUGUUUUCUCAAGAAAGGUGAGUGAAAGAUGGAAAGAGUUUAUGAAACAGCAAAUUGCAAGGGCAAGAUUUUACUUCAAUUCAGCUGAAGAAGGAGCUUCACAUCUUGACAAGGCUAGCCGUUGGCCGGUUUGGUCAUCAUUAAUAUUGUACCGCAAGAUCUUGGAUGCAAUUGAAGAGAACGAAUAUGACAAUUUGACAAAACGUGCUUAUGUAGGAAGAACUAAGAAAUUUUUGUCAUUGCCUCUGGCUUAUAGUAGAUCUCUUUCAAUUCCCAAAACCAAAUUAAAUCCUUCCUUCACAAGGCUUAUCUAGCAACUUUGUAGCUAAAAGCUACAUUGUUUGUUUAUUAUGCAAAAUGCAUACCACAAAUUAAAAAGAAGAAUUAGGCCAUGUACAGUUCAGACACAGUUAAUUACUUGGCUAAUUCUAAAAAUGAAUAUCCAAUCGAACUAUUUUAAUUUCUUAUGAGAAGAAUUGAACAGUUUUAUUA
Cicer arietinum (chickpea) is the source of this 1530-nucleotide messenger RNA. Its product is annotated as phytoene synthase 2, chloroplastic-like. The record is from RefSeq and is a predicted model, not a curated record. Gene Ontology annotation, biological process: biosynthetic process. Gene Ontology annotation, molecular function: geranylgeranyl diphosphate synthase activity; squalene synthase [NAD(P)H] activity. Lineage: Eukaryota; Viridiplantae; Streptophyta; Magnoliopsida; Fabales; Fabaceae.